AUGACCGAAAUAAACGGGCAAAUUGUUGACGAUGAAUCACGCUGCAUUCAUUGGCAUUCAGAAGUUGACAUUAUCUGCUUUAAAUUGAAAUGCUGCAGGAAAUUCUAUGCCUGUUAUGCUUGUCAUGAGAACCUGGAAGAUCAUCGAAUAGAAAGGUAUGACUUAGGUAAAGAUGACGACAUGAAAGAGAGGGUAGUAUUAUGUGGGAAAUGUAAGAAUGCAAUGACCUUUGAAGAGUAUAUAGGUCAAAAACCUGGCGCGGGUGAUCUUAAUUGUCCGUUCUGCAAUAGUGUGUUUAAUCCAUAUUGUAGACUUCAUUAUGAUAAAUACUUUGAACAUUCGUCUACCGAACUUUAG
This is a messenger RNA of Lachancea mirantina, 357 nucleotides long. NCBI's taxonomy places the organism in Eukaryota, Fungi, Ascomycota, Saccharomycetes, Saccharomycetales, Saccharomycetaceae. The record is from the annotation of a GenBank genome assembly.